UUUCAGAACUCAUUAAACAUGGUGUUGACAAUUUACAAAAUGGACAAAAGUCCACCUGUAAGGGCUGUGUUUAUGACCAUUGAGGUCUUAAAGAUCCCAGAUGUGAAGUACGUGGACGUCAACCUUCUGGAAAAGGAAAAUCUAACAGAAGAUUAUUUAAAGAUGAAUCCUCAGCACACAGUUCCGGUUAUGAAAGAUGAUGACUUCAGUAUUUGGGACAGCCACGCCAUUGCAGCAUACCUGGUUACCAAGUAUGGGAAAACCAGUUCUCUUUACCCAACUGAUCCAAAAAAAAGAGCGGUCAUCGACCAACGUCUCCAUUUUGACAGUGGUGUACUGUUUCCGUCUUUGAGUAGACUUAUUGAACCAGUGUUCUUCAAAGGGGAGAAAGCCUUCAGACCUGAUGAUGUAGAACAGGUUAAGACGGCCUACGGUUUUGUUGAUGCGUUCCUGUCAAAAUCUCAGUGGCUGGCAGGCGAUAAUAUGACAUUGGCCGAUAUAUGCUGUGUGGCUACCAUCAGCACUUUGAAUGAAGCUUUCCCUGUAGAUGAAAAGGCAUAUCCAAAGCUAUCUGCUUGGUUCAAUCGCCUCAAACAGCAAGAGUUCUAUAAGAAACGCAAUGAACCUGGUUUGGCGCAAAUCCGUGCUAUUAGUCAAAAGAUGUUAAGUGGUUAAGCUAAUGCUUGGCAAUAUUGUUUUAAUACAGGUAAUGGAUUAAACAGGUUUUUUUUUUUUUUACUUGAAUAUAUGAGGAUUUUAAA
Helicoverpa armigera (cotton bollworm) is the source of this 761-nucleotide messenger RNA. Its product is annotated as glutathione S-transferase 1. The record is from RefSeq and is a predicted model, not a curated record. Lineage: Eukaryota; Metazoa; Arthropoda; Insecta; Lepidoptera; Noctuidae. Bases 19 to 675 code for a protein of 218 amino acids. The transcript is spliced from 5 exons. Gene Ontology annotation, biological process: glutathione metabolic process. Gene Ontology annotation, molecular function: glutathione transferase activity.